This is a messenger RNA of Topomyia yanbarensis, 777 nucleotides long. RefSeq lists its product as uncharacterized. The transcript has a single exon. The coding region runs from base 1 to 777 and encodes 258 amino acids. Gene Ontology annotation, molecular function: nucleic acid binding. Gene Ontology annotation, biological process: DNA integration. The record is from RefSeq and is a predicted model, not a curated record. Lineage: Eukaryota; Metazoa; Arthropoda; Insecta; Diptera; Culicidae.
AUGCGGUCGAUUGCACGGCAGUGCGUGUAUUGGCCGAACAUAGAUGAUGAGGUUGCAAAAAUCGUCCGAUCCUGUAACGAAUGUGCCACCGUAGCCAGGUGCGAUCAGGAGACGAAUUUGAAAUCCUGGCCAGCGCUGGAAAAACCAUGGCAGCGGCUGCAUCUCGACUACGCAGGGCCAAUCGAUGGGCAGUAUUAUCUCAUUCUGGUUGAUUCGUACUCGAAAUGGCCAGAAGUCGUGCGCACCAGGGAUAUCACCACAACAGCAACGUUGCGCAUUCUUCGAGGAAUCUUCGCCAGACACGGACAGCCGGAAACGCUGGUUACGGACAACGGGCCUCAGUUAACUAGCGAUCAGUUCGAAACUUUCUGCGAUAGCAACGGUAUCACCCACCUAAAGACAGCCCCUUUUCAUCCGCAGUCAAACGGAUUGGCGGAGAGAUUUGUCGACACGUUUAAAAGGUCCCUCAAAAAGAUCACCGCAGGGGGGAAACUCUGGAUACUGCAAUCGACACCUUUCUUCUCGGCUAACGUUCAACGCCGUGUCGCAAUGCACCCGGUGGGAAAUCUCCCGCAGAACAUAUUUUUGGUAGACCAGUGCGCACAUCGUCAGAGUUAUUACGUCCGCCAACUCCAUCGCAUAAGAUCCAGAAUUCUGGUCAAGAAAAACAGUUCAAUCGGAAGCACGGAACCAAGGAACGGAACUACAACUUGCAAGAUCUGGUCUGGGUCAAAGUUUAUCGGAACAACAAGUGGUGCUGGCAAUCAGGAACAGUGA